GCUUAUCCUGUUGACAAUUUAAAAUAAUUUAUUUUUACAAUGUCGCUGCAACCGGGUGAUUUGAUUUGCCGGGUCUGCCUCCAGCAGGAUGAACUUUUGGUGGACAUUUUCGAAACCGUGGAGGAGCUGCGAGUGGAUCUGUGCACCUUGCUGGAAAUAUGUGGCGACAUUAAGGUGGACCGUACCGAUGCGUAUCCGAAGUAUUUGUGCCAGGAGUGCACCAACGAGUUGCUCAUCGCGGCAAAGUUUAGGAAGAAGUGCGCGGAGGCGGCGAAAAGGUUGCUGGAUGAGGCUUCCAGGGUAAACGCGGACACCGCAGAACUGGUGGCGGAUGAAAUCAUCAUUUUCGAUCCGAAUGACUACAAAGUGGAACCAUCUUCUACUGAAGAGGAUGGUGUAGAGGAACCGAUAGAAGUUGUAAGCUCCAACUGCCAACAUUGUGGUGCGGUUUUCCAGCUACCCACAGCUCUACGUCGGCAUAUCGAAAAGGCGCAUACCUCCGUGACCAUAUUCGACUGCGACAAGUGCCGAGGAUUCUUUACAGAACUCCGUAGCUACCAGAGCCAUAAGUGCUCCAGCUCCUUAACCCAGAAGGGCGGCCACAUGUGCUUAGAGUGUGGCAAAAGCCUGCAAUCCGCCUCCAGUCUAGCAGUUCACAUGCGCUUGCACAGCAAUGAGCGGCCUUUCCGCUGUGAUUUGUGUCCCAAGACCUUCAGGACAAAUGGAGCACUAGUAGCCCAUCAACGGCGCCACCAACAGCUGCUGCAGUACAAGUGCCCGCACUGCGGACGCGGUUUUGUGGAGUCCAGUAACCUGCGACGCCACAUAGCCGCUCGGCACACGAAUGAACGCCCGCAUCCCUGUACCAUCUGUCAGCGCAGCUUCUCCAGGGUGUAUCUACUGCAGCUGCACCUCAGGACGCACACCGGCGAACGACCCUACGCCUGCGAUCAUUGCGACAAAAGGUUCGCCCAGCUGGGAGUCCUUAGGAGCCAUGAAAGGAUCCACACCGGCGAACGGCUGCACCGCUGCCAAGUGUGCGAGAAGACCUUUACGCGGGCAGGGCAGCUCCGAAAGCACGAGAUGCGACAUGAAACCGGAUCGUGAUAAGCUUCAGCGCCGAUUUUGGCCAAUGCACUGGGUAUCGCGGUCAAGGCGAGAGCUAUCAGCAGCCUUAUCAUGUGUUUUGAAAUCCUCUUUCAAAGCCCAGGUGAUGCUUUCAGCCCACAAUUGUUUGGGAACUCAGCAAGAGAAGAUGUACAAAAGUGGAGUGUUGGUGGGAAUAACUCUGGUGGUACUCUUCGUAGAAGGAGGCCUGUCGUCACAUCGCCAAACUCGUGGAGUACACGUAAAAUUACCAAGUGCUGGCACGGCGGCAGUGUCCGGAGCGGUGCGUAGUUUGAAGGAGAAGAUUGAGCAGCAGACAGAGGUUCUGAAUCGCCUGGCCAAUGCCACGGAGAAGCUAUCAGAAAGUUCGGGCUUCUUCCUGCGUAACUGUGCCUUGACCGACA
Messenger RNA from Drosophila biarmipes, 1511 nucleotides. RefSeq names its product zinc finger protein 239. Gene Ontology annotation, molecular function: zinc ion binding. NCBI's taxonomy places the organism in Eukaryota, Metazoa, Arthropoda, Insecta, Diptera, Drosophilidae. Gene Ontology annotation, cellular component: nucleus. The transcript has 3 exons. The coding region runs from base 40 to 1107 and encodes 355 amino acids. The record is from RefSeq and is a predicted model, not a curated record.